CCGGACAUGGCGAGACGUUUAUCGUCGCUUCUGCUGUUUGCUCUUGCCUUGUUGAUUGCUUCUGUUGCUGACGCUGCCGUUGUGGAGCACACCUUCAAUGUGGGUAACCUCUCCAUUAGCCAGCUUUGCCAACCAGACAUGAUCAUCACGGCUGUGAAUGGCCAACUACCCGGCCCAACGAUCCAGGCCAGCGAGGGCGACACGGUGGUUGUACACCUUGUCAACGAGUCACCAUACAGAAUGACCAUCCACUGGCACGGCAUCUUCCAGCGCGGCACGCCAUGGGCGGACGGACCGACGAUGGUCACGCAGUGCCCUGUCCGGCAAGGGGGCAAUUACACCUACAGGUUCAACGUCACCGGACAGGAGGGCACGCUGUGGUGGCACGCCCACAUCUCCUUCCUCCGCGCCACCGUCUACGGCGCCCUCGUCAUCCUCCCUCGCGCCGGCGCCGGCGCCUACCCGUUCCCCAAGCCCGACAAGGAGGAGAUCCUCAUGUUCGGCGAGUGGUGGAACGCCAACGUCUAUGACCUGCAUGAAACGGCGUUCCUCACAGGACAGCCGGCGGGGCCGGCCAACGCCUACACAAUCAACGGCAAGCCGGGAGACUUGUACAACUGCUCAGCCCCAAACCAGACGCACAAGAUUGAGGUGCGGCAGAACGAGACUACUCUGCUCCGGAUCAUCAACGCUGCACUCAACACGCCCCUCUUCUUCAAGGUGAAGGACCACACCUUCACCGUCGUCGCGGCGGACGCGUGCUACACCACGCCGUACAAGACCGACGUGGUGGUGACCGCGCCCGGGCAGACCGUCGACGCGCUCGUGGUCGCGGACGCGGCGGCUGGACGAUACUACAUGGCGGUGUCGCCCUACGACAGCGCGAUACCUGGGAACCCGGCCUUCAGCAUGACCACCGGAACGGCCGUCCUAGAGUACGUCGGAGCCGGGAACGCCACCGUUCCGCCGGUCCUGCCGCCGCAGCCAGACUACAAUGACACGGCCACCGCGUACAAGUUCCUCUCUAACCUCACGGCGCUGGUGCUUCCGGGAAGGCCGACAGUGCCGCUCGACGUCGACACCCGCAUGUUCGUCACCGUCGGGCUCGGCGUCUCCGACUGCCAGCCGGAGCAGACGAUGUGCAACCGGAGCGAAGGCCCCGUCUUCUCGUCGAGCAUGAACAACGCCUCCUUCGUCCUCCCGAGAGCCACCUCCAUGCUCGAGGCACACUACGGGGGCGCAAGCGCCGGCGUCUACACCAGAGACUUCCCCGACCGGCCGCCGAUCGUCUUCGACUACACCUCCGCCGCGAGCGACAACGACACGAUGCAGUACACGGAAAAGUCGACCAAGGUGAAGACUCUCAAGUACAAUGCGACGGUGGAGAUGGUGCUGCAGAACACGGCGCUGAUCGCCAAGGAGAGCCACCCCAUGCAUCUCCACGGCUUCAACUUCUUCGUCCUCGCGCAGGGCUUCGGCAACUACAACGAGACGGCAGCGGUGUCGCAGUUCAAUCUCGUCAACCCACAGGAGCGGAACACCGUCGCCGUCCCUACCGGCGGCUGGGCCGUCAUCCGCUUCGUCGCAGACAACCCCGGGAUGUGGUACAUGCAUUGCCACUUCGACGCUCAUCUCGAUCUCGGGCUGGGCAUGGUGUUCGAGGUUCAGAACGGCACGACUGCGGAUACUUCCGUGCCGCCGCCGCCUAGAGACCUGCCGCUGUGCUGA
Molecule: messenger RNA, 1728 nt
Organism: Lolium rigidum
Lineage: Eukaryota; Viridiplantae; Streptophyta; Magnoliopsida; Poales; Poaceae
Product: laccase-25-like
Exons: 5
Coding region: 7-1728 (573 amino acids)
Biological process (GO): lignin catabolic process
Cellular component (GO): apoplast
Molecular function (GO): copper ion binding; hydroquinone:oxygen oxidoreductase activity
Source: RefSeq, a predicted model, not a curated record